UGUGAAAGCAAGAAGUGCGCGAAGAAUGCGACGUCGCCCACCGCACCAACGACCACGGACGAGCCUUGAAGUCGGCCCUUGAAGAAGGAUGAAGCCCGAUCUGCUUUCGAUGAGCAUGUGCGUGUUGAUGCGCCUCCACUAGUGAACUUGCGUUACCAUCAGUGAAUCUGGACGUUCGACACAGAGUAUGAUGAUAUCCACAACGGACUGAGCAGAGUUGGGCCUGUAGUGAGAUUCAACCACACGAUGCAAAGCAAUCGCGUCCACGAGGGAUGACGCAGUUACGUAUAUGACUCAAUAUGAAGGCGUCACGUUGCCUACGAACCCACGAACGUCGAUCGACGCAUGGUGGUGGCAAGAGUGAAUCCCCAAGGCAGAGUGCGGGCUAGUGCACGUCGUUGGCAAACAAUCUGAUGUGGAACAGCGUGAAGAACCCAAGGACGCCGCACUUGUUCCUUGAUAACCGCGCCAAUGCCCAUAUUGGGAUUGGAUUCGCCGUCUUGGGUGCCUCUGAUUGCGCCGUGGUCCGCCUUGGACGGCAUGUCGUGAAGACGAAGGAUCGCCAUGAACCGUGCGUAUGCACGGAUGCUAGUGUUGCAUUGCCCUCCUUCACCACAUGUCCACAUCGGCAGCCGACGAGUCGGCAAAAGCUGGCACGUGGUUGAAAUCCAUCGGAUCGCGGUCGCCGUGGUGCCCGUUCGCGCUUGUUUCUUCACAGCAUUCUCGCACUUCGUAACUCAGCACUUGGCGCAAGUCGGAUCAGUGGGAUUCAUUCAUGUCAGCGGUUGAGCUCCACCCUGGAAUCGCGUGAUCGAUCGAGAAGCCCGUCGUUUGUCAGAGUUGUGUGCCGACGUGCUCAUUCUGCAACACCCGACUGCGUACAUGCACUGGGAUGGUCGUGUCGGCUACGCUGCAAAAGACACUAGGUCCGACUGACACCCUCCACGUUCCAAAGUCGUAAAGCAAGUCUUCCGACUGCAUCAGCGCGGCGUUGGCAAUCCUCAUGGUGUAAUUCGCCAAGUCCAAGUGGCGCUUUUGAUCUCGCCGUGCCCAAUUUGUGGACACUGAGCCCGUUCAACUGGAUCAAGAUGCGUCGCCUCUACCCGGGUGGAGAGCUCGGCCAAGACACCACCAUCGCGUCCAACCGCACGUUGCUGUCGUUCUGGACGCAAACCAGGUGCCAUGCAGCAGCGGUGUCGCUCACGUCGACCGUCGACGCCUUGGCGAGCAAUAUGACGAACCCGGCAGCAACUGCCAGAGCGAAACACGAUCGUCGGAGCGUUGCGUGGUGGGGGGAUCUCGUUCAAAUCGUUUUGAAGCCGGAUGAUUUGACCGCCUUUCACGCCAUGGCAUUGGACGCGCGAUGAUCUUCAAGUGUCUUUCUUGCCGCAUAUCGGAUGGCGACAGGUUGCUGCGCCAUCUCUUCGCAUCGACGUCGCUUUGGACUUGUGUUUUUUUGCCCUCGAAUGUGUGCAAGAAGAUCCGACCCGCCGAUACACGAUCGCAUCAAAUUGUGCGAUUCCAUUGCUGAGCAAUGGAGCCUCCAAUUAGCAAGGAACUGUCGUUGGGUGGCCUUUGGCAAGGAACGCCGGUAGCAACGGAUGAUGUCUGUCCGCGAGUACGUUUCCACGGGAUCGACAGUUCAUCCGCUAACGUCCAUCGCCCACAUGCACCAACGUCACGCUCGAGUGUCAAGGAGAUCCACGUCGUUGCACGGCUCUAAAAUCGCCACCGACAAAUGGACACUGCUGCGUCACUCGCUUCCACAAUGCCAAACAUCACCCUUGACUGCAGAACGCGCAAGAAGUCCAACGAAGCUCGUGCAGGUGCUCCUCCCACGAAGGAGAACAGUCUAACCGCCGCUGCAAUAACUCCCUCCCCAUCGACGACUUUACGAUGUCAACGCAAUGGCGUCACGCUCGUCGAGUGGGUCAGAUCAUUCGGUCGACGUUCUUGCCGAUCCGUUAUACCCCAUGCAUGGAAGACCCCGCUAGUCGAUGGGAGAGUGGGUUGUCGACGAUUCUUGGCGCUCAUCCCGUCCAGUUCGUGCAGGCCAUCAAGACGCAAAGCGAGGCCCCAAUCGACACACCGCUUGACAUUUUCCUCGAGGUCGCCAGCGCAACGUGAUGCCGCGUCCCGGAGUUCUUCUUUCGUGUGUCAUUAUAAUUACAAAGGUGCAGCAUGGAUCAAAACUUCGUCCUCCCAGCGAGAUGGCCAUCUACGUGGCCUUUUUGUUGCCGCGACGUUUCAGGGCCAUCUUGGGCUUGCCCACGCCGCCCUUACCCGCACUGUACUUUCCCCCUUUCCCCACGAGGUGGUUGCCAAGCAAUCGCUUCACCGGGUGCUCCUUGUUGCCUUUGUUCUUUUUCCCGAGGGACAGACCCUUGACGCCGUUCAUGGUAACGUUGAAGAGGACGUUGCGCUUGUCCUGGUUUUGUGUUGACUUGGUCUUGUUGUUCGAAGGAGAGAUCGUCUUUUGUAGCGUGCCUCCGUUGCCACGAUGGACCUUAAUUUGAACAUUCCUCUUCUUUUGCUGCGUUUGCUGAGACGGUUGGUUUAAUUGUUUCUUGGGCUGGUUGUUGGGCUGCUGCUUCUUGGGCUGGUUGUUGGGCUGCUUCUUCUUGAGCUGGUUGAUGGUUUGCUGCUUCUUGGGCUGGUUGGGCUGGUGUUUGUUGGGCUGGUUGACGCUUUGCUGUUUCAUGGGCUGGUUGUUGUUUUGAACCUUCUUAGGGGUGUCGGUGGUUUUAUCGUCACCAGCAGAGGCGGCCUUGCUCCUCUUCUUGCGCAGUCGCUUGCGCUGGUUGGGAGUCAAGGUAGUGGCCGACACUUCUUGGGUGGCUGGUUUCGCGACCACCUUUUUCGUUUGCUUCUUCUUCUUCGCAAGUGGCGUCGCGUUAGUGUUGGCUCCUUUCGCCUUCUUGGCCUUGCUGGGCGAUUGUUUUCCAGACUUUGCGACGUCGCCCUUCUUGGCAGCCUUGCUUUCGUACUUGUUGGCUUCGCGGCGUUGCUUGAUCAAGUCAUCGAGGGACAAAACGAGCUGCGCUUCCACCGGUUUGAAUGCGUUCACGUUGACGGCCGCCAUGCUUUCUCGAGCGACAAUGUGCGGCGGACACGAG
Molecule: messenger RNA, 3116 nt
Organism: Aphanomyces invadans
Lineage: Eukaryota; Oomycota; Saprolegniomycetes; Saprolegniales; Verrucalvaceae
Exons: 1
Coding region: 1739-2443 (234 amino acids)
Source: RefSeq, a predicted model, not a curated record